Messenger RNA from Strongylocentrotus purpuratus (purple sea urchin), 765 nucleotides. Its product is annotated as proteinase-activated receptor 1-like. The transcript has 3 exons. The record is from RefSeq and is a predicted model, not a curated record. Gene Ontology annotation, cellular component: membrane. Bases 1 to 765 code for a protein of 254 amino acids. Gene Ontology annotation, molecular function: G protein-coupled receptor activity. Gene Ontology annotation, biological process: G protein-coupled receptor signaling pathway. NCBI's taxonomy places the organism in Eukaryota, Metazoa, Echinodermata, Echinoidea, Camarodonta, Strongylocentrotidae.
AUGCAUAAUAAUGUGUUGCAAAUAACCGUGAGGACGACGUCAUACGCAGUGAAAACGGGGUUAAAGGUCAUCUUUCACUGCGCCAUCCUCGUCUCUGUCCUUAGCGUCCUCGCUGUCGCUUGCUACCGUUUCAUCGCCAUCGCCUUCGACCCGUUCGGAAGUCGUAACCUGGUCACCACACCCCGCUGCAUCGUCGGCAGCGUGUUGAUGUGGGUGCUGCUGGUGGUGCCGAUGUUGGUCCUGAAGUACUGCUCGAGCGUGUACGACACGUUUCUCCUCCUCAUUAACCCCAUCAUCAUGUUCACCAGCUUGGCGAUCACGGCCUUUUGUUACAUCAUGACAUACAAGGACAUCUCGGGAGCGGGCCGGGACGCGGGAGGCCUCGACCAGAUCAAGAGCCGCCUUAAAGAAAACCGGAAGGUCCUGGCUACAUUUGCCGUCAUCACUCUGACGAGUUGCGUGUGCUGGAUCGUGCACUGUUUCCACGACAUCCUCCAGAUUUACUCCAUCUACUACGAGAACAUCGACGCCGUUAGCAACAUCCUGGUCGCCCUCAACUUCGUCAUUGAUCCCGUCAUCUACUGGUGGCGAUUAGAAGAGUUCCGCGCCGUACUCUACAAGAUGGUCUGUCGAAGCGGGCUCGCACGCCGUAUUCGUCGAAUACAAGGAAAGGUCGAAGACAGCUCGACGUCGACCUCGGGAAAGAUAUUCAGCGUUUCUGAUACGACAAGGGUGAUGAAUAUGUCGAUUGAAUCGGAUGCCUGA